AUGUCUUCUCCUCAAAUUGUGCUGAUUUCUGGCUGUUCAAGCGGCAUGGGACUCGCCACGGCUGUGUUUCUCGCUAAAGAUGCUCAGAAACGCUUCAAGGUGUACGCCACCAUGAGAAAUCUGGCGAAGAAAGGACAACUGGAAGAGGAAGGAAAGGAAUAUCUUGGAGACACACUGGUUAUUAAACAGAUGGACGUUUGUAGUGACGAGUCAGUGGAGAAAGCUGUGAAAGAAGUGCUGGACACAGAGGAAAGAAUUGAUGUACUGUUUAACAAUGCCGGCGUGUCACUUUCAACAAUCCUCGACUGUGUCCCUAUGGAAAUGGCCAAGGAAGUAUUUGACAUCAACUUUUUUGGGACCUUGCGGUUGAUACAAGCAGUUCUCCCAAGCAUGAAAGCAAGACAAAGUGGACACAUAAUCAACAACAGCAGUGUUUUUGGAAUUAUCGGUACCCCAUUCUUCGAGAUAUACAGUGCAUCGAAGUUUGCUGUCGAGGGGCUAACAGAAUCUCUAGUUCCAAUACUUAAGCAGUUUAACAUAAGAUGCACUCUUCUUGAGCCAGGCCCUGUAAGCAGUGCAAUUGGAGACAACAAUACUGAAAGGACCAAGGGUGUUGACUUGAAAACCGUUGACCAAAAAACGCAAGACUUGUGGGUCAGAAUGCUGGGCAGAAUUGGUCCAACAUUCGAAGGAAAUUUAUUAACUUCGCAGGAAAUAGCAGAGGUCGUUCAAGGUAUAAUUCUAAGCGAUGAGGGCCAGUUUCGUUAUCUACCUAAUAAAGCAAUGUUGGAUGAAGAAAUUACAGCCAGAUUUGCUGAUGCUACAGGGUUUAAAUCUGUGAACCUCAUUACCAAAAAGUUUUGUGAUGAGAAGUAGUAUUCCUACAAAGUCUGCAAUUUAAAAAAUGGUUUUUGAAAAAAUGUAGAAUAGGCAAGAGAGUGGAAGGGCAAACUUUCAACUUGUAUUCAUAGAAGUGUCAUGUGAUCCAAUAAAGAAAUAAAAGUUGCUGUAAAAAUGA
Molecule: messenger RNA, 1018 nt
Organism: Stylophora pistillata
Lineage: Eukaryota; Metazoa; Cnidaria; Anthozoa; Scleractinia; Pocilloporidae
Product: retinol dehydrogenase 8
Cellular component (GO): cytosol
Molecular function (GO): oxidoreductase activity
Source: RefSeq, a predicted model, not a curated record